AGAGAGAUAAAAGAACCCGUGGGUAUAAAUUCCUCCCUGAACUUCUAUAGUCGGCAAUGAAGCGCGUAUUCCGUUAAUCUCCCUUCCACCAAGAAUUCGACCGAGACAGAAUAUAUAUUUCAAAGAUUUCUUGGAGACUCUAGAGACUAGAGCAUAGAGUAAAGAGAGGAAUUUGUCUCUGUAACUCCAGUCAUUGAUUUGGCUUAUCAUUAUUCCCAUUCUAUAAAACUCCUACGGUGUUCUCAUCAAUCUUGGUCCAUCGACUGUUUUCUUACCAUUUCUUGAGGGGAAGAGAGAGAGAGAGAGAGAGAGAGGCACGAGUGUUUAAGAGCGAGUGAGGGGAUAUAGAGGAAUGAACAAAGAAGAUGAUGAUGACCCAGAAAAGAGGGAGUCGAAAUCAGAGCCAAGAUCAUCUGGGCAGUACGCAUGGUUGACGAACUUUCACCGUGAUCUGAUGGCCGGAGCGGUGAUGGGCGGGAUGGUUCACACGAUUGUGGCCCCGAUAGAGCGAGCAAAGCUUCUCUUGCAAACCCAAGAGAGCAACCUUGCCAUUGUCGGAGGCGGUGGCCGUAGGAGAUUCAGUGGUAUGUGCGAUGUCAUCGUACGUACGGUCCGAGAGGAAGGCAUUCUCUCUCUUUGGAGAGGCAAUGGAAGCAGCGUUAUUCGCUAUUACCCUUCGGUCGCUCUCAAUUUCUCGCUCAAGGAUCUCUAUAGAAGCAUGCUAAGAAGUGGAAAGAUUGAACAGGGUCAUUUUCUGUCUGGUGCAUCUGCCAAUUUCAUUGCAGGGGCUGCAGCUGGUUGUACAACACUGGUCUUGGUAUAUCCUCUUGAUAUUGCACACACACGUCUAGCUGCCGAUAUUGGGAAGACUGAAGUUCGUCAAUUUCGAGGCAUCUACCAUUUCUUGGCUACCAUACACAAAAGAGAUGGGAUUCAAGGGAUGUAUAGGGGGCUUACUGCCUCUCUACAUGGGAUGGUUGUUCACCGUGGCCUUUAUUUUGGAGGAUUUGAUACGAUAAAAGAGAUGAUGUCAGAAGAAUCUAAGCCCGAGUUGCCAUUGUGGAAGCGAUGGGUGGUGGCUCAGGCAGUCACGACAUCUGCUGGGUUGUUGUCAUAUCCAUUGGAUACAGUGCGGAGGCGGAUGAUGAUGCAAUCUGGCUCGGAAAAUCCUGUGUAUCAAGGCACCCUAGACUGCUGGAGGAAGAUUUAUAGGACAGAAGGGAUGAUUUCAUUUUAUCGUGGGGCUGUUUCAAAUAUUUUUAGGAGUACUGGCGCAGCUGCCAUCUUGGUCCUGUAUGACGAGGUGAAGAAGUUCAUGAAUUGGGGUCGACUGUAGCCGGGAACUCUUUCGGUUGCUCAUUUGAUCUUGACAAGUUCAAAUUAGAUUACAAUGACGCAAUGCGAUCAGAAAACCUUGGGCAAUACAGUUACUGUAUCACCUUGACUAAUGACAUUCAUUUGCCACUUCGCUUUCUGAGGCUCUGCUUGGCAAUUUACACCUUGAUUUUUUGUUAGUGAUAAAAAGAAAUAAAGGAGCAGAAUUUUGGCAAUCUUAUGUGGAAGCUUCUCUCGAUUAAUAUUGUCUACUUUAUGGAUUUAGGUUUCGGGGAUUUGUGAUGCUUUGCUUGUUGCUUUAUAUGCUCACUGACCUGGAGCUUUCUACGUCUUAUGACGUUUAGAAUUGAACCGACGUCAGGCUGCUAUGUCCAUCACACACAAAUGCUACCAAUUUCAUUUGUCUUGACUUUUUGUUUUUUUUUGUUUUAUAACCAGAACUUCAUUCAACUGAAAAUAACGUCAAUACAUCAAUUGUUAUCAAACCAUAAAGCAUGGUGAACAAAAGAAGGGAUCUGCUCCCACCAAAUAUUAAUAUCAACAACGUUCCCAGCAUAUCUAAGGCAGGAGCUACCCCAUUCCCCAUCCUGUUGACAUGCAGCACUUGUACUUCCUGGAAACGCAGCAGCAGGUUCUUAAUCUCAUUGAGCAAAUUACCAGCACUAGCAUAAGAGGCUUCUGUGGAUUGCAGCUCCUGAACCACACUGAGACAAUCAGUUUCAUUGAUCAAUUUUGGAAUGCCAAGUGGACGGCAAAGUUGUAUCCCUCUAGCUCAGUCUUGCUUGCUGCCAUCACAAUUGCUCCAUUUUUAUCUCGCAAAACGACCCCAACUCUAGUUUUCCUCAGUCCAGUAAAGACUACCCCAUCAACAUGUAAUUUGGGAACACCAUCUGCUAGAGCUUGCCACUUAAUCAGCUUUUGUAAUUGCUCCCUUGAUGUAUAGCUCGCACAUCAUUGAAGGCUUUGCAUAUUGAUAAAGCAUGUUCAACUGCUUGGACAGGUUG
Molecule: messenger RNA, 2339 nt
Organism: Juglans regia (Persian walnut)
Lineage: Eukaryota; Viridiplantae; Streptophyta; Magnoliopsida; Fagales; Juglandaceae
Product: probable ADP,ATP carrier protein At5g56450
Exons: 2
Coding region: 353-1336 (327 amino acids)
Biological process (GO): mitochondrial ADP transmembrane transport; mitochondrial ATP transmembrane transport
Cellular component (GO): mitochondrial inner membrane
Molecular function (GO): ATP:ADP antiporter activity
Source: RefSeq, a predicted model, not a curated record